Messenger RNA from Trichobilharzia szidati, 2222 nucleotides. NCBI's taxonomy places the organism in Eukaryota, Metazoa, Platyhelminthes, Trematoda, Strigeidida, Schistosomatidae. The record is from the annotation of a GenBank genome assembly.
UAUUGAGAAAAUCAAGAGAUAUUUAUAGAUUUUUAUAUACAUUAUUAUUAGCGUUAUUGUUAGCAGAGAAGCAACGUCUUCUGAUUGGUUGUUUUCUGGCUGAAGAUUAACCUGUACUGCUUGUGACCGUUUCUUGGAAAGUUAAGCCAUAUAUCUACGAAUCAAAAUUUCACACGUUAAGUCUGAUCAGUUGGUGAGUUCCUCGAGGUUAAGCUUUGUUAUUGUUUCUUCAAACGACCCCGAUUCGGGAGGUAAACAUUGACCUAAAUUGUUGUCUACAAAUUUUGGCUUGCAGACAGCUCUCACCAAACGCUUAUCGAAUCAACCACUAACCAACUGGUAACUAUUCCGCCAAAGAUAAUUUAAUGAUAUUCGAUAGAUUAUUAUGACAUUUUGAUCUUAUUCUAUCGACUAGGUCCUCGAAGCAAAGAAAACUUUGUCUUGAUUAGUGAGUUGGUCUAAAUACCACGCUUCUCUAGCCUUGUUAAUGAUUCCAGUCCUCUUGAAACAACUAAGCAAUUGCAAUGGAUUUAUGAGGUGCUGAAUGUGAUUUCGACUGUAAAACUGUAGUACAUUUACAUCCUACAUUGUGCUAAACACUGUACACAACCAAAUUACAAACAACGUCGUAUUAAGAAGCACAAAUGCGAAGUUAAAGAUCGAAUUUUGAAGAGCGCGAGGUGAAAUAAUAGCUUUAUUCUGAACAAUGUUUAUAAACUGUACAGAAUUUACAGUAGGGUUUAUUGCAUGAUACUUUCUCUUCAUCUAGGAACUUCAAAUGAAAGAAUAAUUGACAGUAUAUCGUGUAACACAGUUCUAUCUGACCUGAAACGCAAAAGCAAUCCAACUAUGAUAUCUUCUCUUUUUCUGUUUCGAGAAAUACACGACGAUGUUAUGUUGAAUGUCAAUUAUAAGAAGUUCGAGAGUACAUUUUGUGAACCAAGGACACCACUACUGAGGAACGGUCAUCCCAUGUAUUGGGAUAAGCUGUCAUCGAGGAUAACGCUUUUACUCAUGUUUUGUAGAAACUUGCGAAUUAACAGGUGGUAAGGGUUUCGAAUACUUGCCAGAGUAAACAGUACUAUUAAAGGUCAUACUUUUCUAGAUCAAAAUCAACUGGAUAAGAUAAAUUAUCUGCAAUAUAUUGAUGGAGGUUUCCGAUGGCCCAAGGUUUGAACAGGUCGCCGAUGAUAGUUAUCUAACCUGGCUCCAUUCUUAUUUCUCAGAAAGAAAGCAAUACACUGUAUAUCAGGGAAAGUCGUCCACUUCAUUGCUUACUCAGGCUGGUGUCCCUCAAGGCGCUGUCCUUUCUCCUUUUCUGUUUUCUUUCUUCUUGCAUGACUUGCCUCACUCCGAUGAAAUGAACUUUGUUAAGUAUGCCGAUGAUCUAACUAUUUCAAUGUCUGUUAACUCUCAACUUGACUGUAUUAAGAUUAACAACUUUCUAUCAGAAAUUAGCAAAUGGUCUUCGUCUAACGGCCUUAAACUUAAUCCUUCCAAAUGUCAGACUGUUAAUUUCAGUUUCCGAUGUAAACGAAAGUUAAAUGAAGCCGUUGGUUCCUAUGACCCUUGCAAAAUCGAUGAUACCGAUAUAGAAAGCAAGUAUGAAGUUAAGUAUCUUGGAUUAGUUCUCUCUUCUGACCUAUCUUGGUCUUCUCAUGUCUUAGCGAUUUCUCAAAGAAUAUUUCGUUUGACUUUUUACAUUAGGAAGUUAAGGCACUCAGGCAUAACGCAACCACUCCUCUUACAGUUUGUCAACUCGUGUAUUUUACCUAUUCUUCUUUACUGUUCACCCUUAUUCUUUCCUGGAUUGCUAAAAAAGGACUAUGUCAUAAUUCGUAGAACUCUGAGGACUGUCAGUAGGUCUAGUGGUAUCCCUUUGGGCCAUAUCGAUGGCAUUGUCAUCGAUAGACAUUUGAUGUCAUGCAACAGAUUCGCUAGGGGAAUUUUGUCAGACUCUGAGCACCCACUCUACCCGCAGCUCCCACCUUGUGUCUCCUCAGGUAAAACAAGAAGUCUUUUCAGAAGACUUUAUGCACGUACGUCUAAGUAUAAAAAUUCCACUAUACCAUAUUUAGCACGUACUCUAUGUGAUGAAAAUAGUGUCAGAAAUGAACUAACUAACCUUCUUAGCACCACUAAAUAGACCAUUUCCUUCAACCUUAAAGCAUCAUACUUUAUUGUUACUGUAUUUCUUAUAUUUAUAAUCCUCUCAAUUUUUU